AUGAAUAAAGAUAAUAUAGAACAACAAAACAAUAAUGUAUCAAAACCAAGUAGGUCAAUAACACCUCAUUAUAAUACUAGUAAUAUAAGGAAUUCUAUAUAUAAUACAUCUAAUAAUGCUAUCAUGAAUUCUAACACUGAUCUUAAUAAUGAUCACUCUAAUAAAAAAUCUUUGGUACUUGCAACUUCAUUUUCACGAACAAAAAGAAAUGAACCUCACAAUAUUAUGUCUCCACAAUUAAAUAUGACCUCCCCAAUUAGUCCCUAUUCUACAGGCCUUCCUAAGACUAGCAUUACAAAAAGUCGACAAAAUUUGAAAUUAGAAAUAGAACAGUUAGAAAACGAAUUAUUUAAACUCCGAAGUAAGAAACAGGAUACAGAAAAAUUUAGAGACACUUCAGAGACGGCUAUAUUUAGUGCAACUUAUUCCACUGAACAUUUACAAAAACAUUCACAAAGAAUUCGUACUAAUACCCAAAUAAGAGAAAUCGAUAUGAACCUUAAGAAAUUAGAAAGACAAUUAGAAACCUUAAAAUCUCAAUACAAGGCUGUGAAAGAUAACUAUUCAUCACUUAAUUCAAUUAGUGAUCAUGAAGAUUCUUCUUCCGAAGAUCAUUUGGAAAAUACUAAUAACAAAUACGUAAAAUCAAUUAACAUAAACGAAACCAAUGCCAUUGAUACUAAUAACAGACCACAUAAUUUUUUUGAUAUUGGUAGUACUACUCUGCGUAAUAUAUCUUCAAGAAGUAGUUCAUUUGAUCCUGAUGAUUGUAAAUCUAUAGAAUCAAAAAAUAAUCAAGAAUCAAAUGUAUUCAUUAUUCCAAAAAUGGAAGCCUCAAAACAAUCUCUUCCUGAAGCGAGUUUAAUCAAAAAUAAAAAAAGCCCAAUAAAAGCCAUUACCAACACUCAUCCAGUAAAAGAUAAGAUGGAAACAGCAACUUUAGAAAGUGCUACUUGGUAUAUUAGUGAUUAUAUGGAAAGUUUACAAGAAAAUGAUAUCUCCAAGGAAUUUAUUCUAGAAAAAUCAAAUAAUCUAAUCAAAAUUUUGAAAGAUCACCCAGAAAUCAGAAAUGAUCUAGUACUAACAUCAUUUAUGAAGACAAUUAAGAAUCAUUUUCUUCGUGACGACUGUUUGAUAAGCGCUACUACAUAUAGAGUAUGUCGAUAUUUGAUUAAUGGACCUGAAUUCAUUAAAAUCUUAUUUAAUAUGAAUAUUGAGACCUUUCUAGAAAAGUCUCUUAUGAAGGACAAUAAGUUUCAAGUAGAGAAGGAGCAAGCACUAAAGUUAAUACAAAGAAUGUCAGAAUAUGAGAAUGGUAUAACUACAAAAAUUACACAGAUAUUAAUUAAUUGUAUUGAAAGGAAUAACGAUAUUUUAAAAGUUCUUUUUGUGGAAACAUUAUUAGAAUUUUGCAUUAAAUCUCCUAAGAUUGUCAACAAGUGCCAGGGCAUUCAUAUUCUAAGUAAGCUAUUACAAGAAUGUAGUUCUUUCGAACUUUCUUCAGUUAUAUUAGACACAAUUUUAAGUUUGAUGGAAUAUCCAGCAACAAGGAUAUAUUAUAUUGACGAUUUUGAUAUUACAGUACUUUCAUCUGUAUUUUCUGAUAUGAACACAAAAAAGACUUUAAAUAUCGAGAAAUUACAAUCUAUCACUAUAUUAAUAACCAAAGCAUUGAAAAAUUAUGCAGGAUUUAUGUUGUAUUGUAUGAACAACUUUAAACCCUUGAAGGAUUUGUUGAUAUUUUUUCAGGUACCUCUUUGUGCUCAUUAUUUAAUAGAUAUUUUUCUUGAUAUUUUAACGAUUAAACCAUUAUCCUUAAAAGGAAGAGCAAAAAAUGCAAUUUUUAAUGCUAAAACUUCAGAAAUUCUUAAAGGUUCUGUUCCAAGCAAUCAAGUGUUAGCUAUAACGUUGGAAGUACUGAGCAGAUGCAAAUUUGAAAAUUAUCUGAUUGAUUUAAUCAACUGCACUUUAGGAGAGGAUUCGCAUACUACAAUGUCAACAAAGGCACGAUUAUUACUAAGUGAAUAUCUAAAUUUGAGGUCCAACUUAUUAAAUGUUAGCUCCUUACCCAGUUUAAAAAAAACACAUAAUACGGAUGUGUCUAAAAAUCAAGAAAUCUUUCAAUUUUGCAAAACUGUUAACAAGUUAAACAGAGGGAGAAAUACAAUAGGUAUGGGUGAUAUAGACAGUAAAGAGCAAAUUAGACAGUAUACAAAGUCCGUUAAAACUAAUUCAUUAGUUACAAAUGUAGAUGACCUAAGGUUUAGAAAAAUGGUUUUGGACAGCAAAGUACUUCAGACUAAAGAUUUUUCUCAUUGGAAUUGGGAUGUAAUUCAAGAAUUACUUGAGGGACCACUGAUGAAUAAAAGACAAUUGGAAGAAUUGGCAAGAUCCACAAAAUUUAUUCGGAGAUUACUAGUAUUUUAUAGGCCUCUUAGAUUAAGAUUUUCUAACAUUGAUAAAGGAACACGAUUGGCACAAAAGUACAUUCAAGUAGGUUGUAAAUUUUUUAAAGUGUUAACAAGAAACCCUGAAGGGCUGAAAAUCUUUCUUGAAGAUACUAAGAUAGUUCCACAAUUAGCGUCAUUACUAUACCGUGCUAUGGAAGGAAAUACUAAUGAUAAUAUUUUUAGUGAGGAAACCUUAAAAACUAAGAUUGUAGAUGGUUAUUUUAAAUUCGUUGGUGUGUUAACCGAAACGUUAAGUGGGAUCAAGAUUUUAACAAAAUGGAAUUUUUUUACUGUGAUAUACAAGAUGUUUCAAGAGGAAUCUUUCAUUGGAAUGAAGUUUCUUUUAUUGACUCUUCCAGAACUAAAUCUUGUUUAUUCAGUGCAUUGUAGGGUUAUAUUUGGGAAAGCAUUAACUGCAACCAACAAGAAACUUAGAAUAAAGGCAACAAAAAUUAUAGGUGACAGAUUGAACAACUUAAAUAAGCAUGAUUAUAAUCUUUAUGAUUCAAACACAGUUACCAAACUUCAAAAAUUGAAAUUAGAACUAUUGACAAGACAACUAUACGAUUUAUCUUCUUCUGUGGUAGCUAUUGCUGACAAAGCUCUAUACGAAUAUAUUUUAAACGAUGAUGCAUCUAUUAAUACUAAAAUAUCUAUCAAGAAGUUCCUCAACCAAAUGGUAUUUAUAGGAUCGCCUAUAUUGUUCGAAUUAUUAAGUAAACCAUUGGGCUUUAAAAUGUUAGACGAAAUUGAUUUUGUGGAGAAAGAAAGAAAAUCAUGGCUUCUCACUAAGAAUAGAGAGUAUGUUAUUAUUAUGGAGCAGUUUUUAUCCAAUGGUCAGUCAUCACUUUCUAUAUUCAAUUCAACAAGAUACAAUGUUGGUGAUAAAUUGCCGUUGCAUUUCUAUGAGAGUCUUUCUAAGACAGAAGGCGGAAUAUCUUUAUUAACUCAGUCGGGUGACUUAUUAAAAUGUAUUAAUGUUAUAAAAAAAUAUGUGGAUACAUUAGAUGGUGGUAGACACAAAGAUAUCGAUCCAACCACAAUCAAGAGCAUGUUAUGGUGUUUAGGUUACAUUGGUUCAACUGUACUUGGUAUUUCGUUGUUGGACAAUUAUUCCAUUGUAACAGAUAUCGUUCGUAUCGCUUAUGAUUCUGACAUUACGAGUAUUAAGUUUACAGCAUUCUUUGUAUUGGGGUUAAUUAAUAAGACAUGUGAAGGUUAUGAAAUCUUGGAUGAAUUAGAUUGGAAUUGUACACUGAGUAUUAUGGGAAAACCUGUAGGAGUUUCAUUACCUUCCAAGUUGGAUAAAUUCUUAGCAUUUAAAGAAAAAGCAUGGACAAGCGAUGUGGCAUAUAAAGAAGAGACUUUUGAAUACAACUUAUCAACUAAUAAAUUGAUAUGUGAUAGCAACACUAAGAUCACAAAUUAUUGCCUUGAUGAAUUAUUAGAUAAUCAAUAUUAUUCUCAAAGAACUGUUAAAAAAAAGAAUUAA
Molecule: messenger RNA, 3942 nt
Organism: Arxiozyma heterogenica
Lineage: Eukaryota; Fungi; Ascomycota; Saccharomycetes; Saccharomycetales; Saccharomycetaceae
Gene: TSC11
Product: TORC2 complex subunit TSC11
Exons: 1
Coding region: 1-3942 (1313 amino acids)
Biological process (GO): TORC2 signaling
Cellular component (GO): TORC2 complex
Source: RefSeq, a predicted model, not a curated record